UACAAGGGGACAGAAAUUUGAAGAGAUGUUGUUCUCCACCAGGAUGUCUAUGAAAUGGAUUUCAGUUCCUUUGCUGCUACACCUGGCUUGUUACUUCAGCUCUGGGAGCUGCGGAAAGGUGCUGGUGUGGCCCACAGAAUACAGCCACUGGAUCAACAUAAAGGCAAUGCUGGAUGAACUUGCCCAGAGAGGCCAUGAAGUGGUUGUGCUGGCAUCUUCAGCCUCCAUUCUUGUUGAUCCCACCAAAUCACCUGCAAUUAAAUUUGAGAUUUUCCCUACAUCUUUAACCAAGGUUGAAUUUGAGGAUGUAUUUGGACAAAUGGUCAGUAGAUGGACAUAUGACCUUCCAAAAGAGACAUUCUGGACAUAUUUUUCACUAAUGCAAGAAAUUGGGGUAAAAUAUAGUGACUGUAUUGAAAAGCUCUGUAGAGAUGUAGUUUUAAACAGAAAAUUUAUGACAAGGCUGCAAGAAUCAAGGUUUGAUGUCAUUCUUGCAGAUGCCGUUGGACCCUGCGGUGAACUGCUGGCUCAGCUACUCAACAUACCUUUAGUGUACACAAUUCGCGCUUCUGCUGGCUAUGGAUUUGAAAAGUACGGUGGAGGACUUCCUUUACCUGCAUCCUAUGUACCUGUUAUUUUGUCAGAAUUAAGUGAUAAAAUGACUUUCAAAGAGAGGGUGAAAAAUAUGAUAUAUGUGCUUUAUUUUGACUUUUGGUUCCAAACAUUUAAUGAGAAGAGGUGGAAUCAGUUUUACAGCGAAACACUCGGUAAGUCAUUCUUUUAGUAGGUAAUACGAAGUUCCAAUUUUCCUAGGGACUUGGAAGGUAAGUUUGUAUAAAUACAAAGUCAGAAGAAUUUGUCUUUUAUAAUUUAAAUGAUAUUUCAAUCUCACAAAUAUUAUGGGAAGGCUUAUAUCAUACGUUCAGUAUGAACCUUGGGGUCCAUUAUUAGCACAGGAUGUUC
Molecule: messenger RNA, 963 nt
Organism: Manis javanica (Malayan pangolin)
Lineage: Eukaryota; Metazoa; Chordata; Mammalia; Pholidota; Manidae
Source: RefSeq, a predicted model, not a curated record